GUGUGUAUUAACACAAAGAAGAGGCAGGCAGCGGCUGCGGACCUGCAGUCUUCCUCUUCCGAUCGGCGUGACGGCGUCGACCUCAAUAACGCACGCGACACAGCGACUGCAACGAGCAGCAGGGCACGGGCGCGACCGCGGGAAUCGUUAGUUUGGGCGGCCUCGUCUCGCACCAAUCGCCGGCGCGACCGCGGGAGGCGGGAGCGAGCCGCCAUGGAUUCGGCUCGGCCCAGCAGGAUGCCCAUCAAAUCGCACCGCCCCGACUGGAAAUCGGAGCUUAGGACAAAUUGCCUGCAAAGAGUUAAAAAGGACAGGACCAACUUGCUCUGGAAGCUCAGGGCCCAAGGGCGGCUGCCUGCCAAUGACAUGAAAAAGGUCGAAUCUGCAGUUAGGAACAUUAUCUCUGAUGAGAUAGAGAAACUCAAACAGUCAAAUGAAGGACAAGAGGACCAAGAAAUGGAUGUGAUCUGGGAAUAUCAAGGGCCGCAGGCUGCUAAACCUGCUGUAACUGAAAGUGUAGAUAUAUUGCUUGAAAUGGAACGACUUCUUUAUGAAGAUCUUAGAGAAGAACUAAUCAGAAAAGAACUAGUGGCACUUGAUGAGGAAGAUGCAUACUUAGCUCAAGCUGUUUUUGAUCAUAUGCAACUAAGUGACAAUGGGGUUGCUGAAAAUGCUAAGGUCUGGUGCCCAGUAUGCAAACAAGGAGAGCUACGGGAUACACAUAACCUCAUAUAUUGUACUCUCUGUAAGCUACGGCUUGAUCUUGGUGAAGAUAAGAUAACGCUGGAGUUCCUAAGAGAACGAUUGGCUAAUGCACAUACGGAGCACUUUGACAGAGGAUGUAAAUCAGCACCCACGUUCUGUUUACAGACUAUGUUUGGCCUGACUGCACUCUACAUGCAGUGUGAAGAAUGCAGCACUUUUGAUAUUGUGGUAUAAGUGAUAGAAACCUGACGUACGUCUCAAAGGACAGAAAGGUUGAAAACAGUUGCCUGAAGUUAUUUCGUUGUUUCCUGUUAGAUGAGCUGUUUAACUUAUCCUACAAGAUGGCUGUACAUCAGAAAGGCGGCACAACAGUUUUUCUUCUCAGUGCCAGAACACAUAUAUGUAGUCUCAUGUAUGUCGAGCAUGUUUUAAUAUCGCCACUGGUUUACAGUGCACUGUAAAUAUACAGUUGACUAGUCAACAUUUGUUGCUAGCGUAUUUACUCGAAAGUCGAAACUGUGGGUACAUUGAACCGGUACUAACAGAAAUGCACUUUAAUUUUAUGUUUGGAGCUUUGGGUUUUCUUUUUUACAAUGCCAAAAAGAAGAAAUUAAUUUGCAGUUGCAGUUUGUGCAAAUGCAUGUUAAUUGUCUGUUCAUUGUAAAUAAUGUUAGUAACAGAAGUUCUGAA
Messenger RNA from Panicum virgatum (switchgrass), 1395 nucleotides. RefSeq names its product RPA-interacting protein A-like. The transcript is spliced from 6 exons. The coding region runs from base 214 to 939 and encodes 241 amino acids. The record is from RefSeq and is a predicted model, not a curated record. NCBI's taxonomy places the organism in Eukaryota, Viridiplantae, Streptophyta, Magnoliopsida, Poales, Poaceae. Gene Ontology annotation, cellular component: nucleus. Gene Ontology annotation, biological process: protein import into nucleus.